Molecule: messenger RNA, 1030 nt
Organism: Mauremys reevesii (Reeves's turtle)
Lineage: Eukaryota; Metazoa; Chordata; Testudines; Geoemydidae
Product: killer cell lectin-like receptor subfamily F member 1
Exons: 6
Coding region: 15-773 (252 amino acids)
Source: RefSeq, a predicted model, not a curated record
GGCGACUCUGGAGGAUGCAGGACGAAGAGGGUUACACGGUAUUGAAUCUCCGGCCCAAGAUGGGAACCGCCAGCCGCCCGUCUGCGACGGGGAUCCAAGGUUCUCCUGCGAAGCUGCGUGGGUAUAAAAUCACCAUCGGCGUUUUGGGGGCCUGGAGCGUUGUGGCGACGCUGGCUGUGAUCGCGCUGAGCAUUCUGGGUUCAUCUCAGGAAGGACUGACAGGAGCAGCGCCGAAUGCCACCGCGAGCUGUGGUGCCCAGCGGGGAGAGAGAAACGGGGCAGAGUGCAGCGCCCAUCUGACCCACCUAGUGGCACGCCUGAGCCAGGCUCUGUGUGCUCCCAUCAACAGCAGCUCCCGGGAGGGCACUGGCUGCAAAAUCUGUCCCCCGGACUGGCUGCCACAUGGUGCCAAAUGCUACUGGUUUUCUACAGAGAGUAAAAUCUGGGCCGGGAGCCGUGCGGACUGCUCAGCGAGGAGCGCUGGCAUGGUGGUGAUCCAGGAGCAGGAUGAGAUGGAGUUCCUGGGGAGCAGCAUUCAAGAGAAGUACCUCGUCUGGACUGGCCUCAGUGCCAACGGGACCUGGAGGAAAUGGACCUGGGUGGAUGGAUCCUUGUUAAAUCAGACGCUGUUCCCCGUGAAAGGAGCUGCCGAAGAGAACAGCUGUGGGGUGAUCAAAGGGAGUCAGAUCCAGUCGGAAACCUGCAGCGGUGAAUACAGAUGGAUUUGCCAGAAGGACGCCAUCCAAAUAGACAGAGGAAUAAGCGAUCUGUAGAGCCCUGCUAAUCUGCAGAGAUCCGCUUUAUAUGCAUGCACUAUUUUUGCAGAUCGGAUGCGGAUACAAAUUCUGUAUCUGUGCAGGGCUGUGGCAAUCUGCACUUGCAGAGCCGAGAGGUAAUAACGCCUAGCUCUAAUGUGCAGUGCUGAGAUUUUUAAAGGGGCCUGUAUUUUAUUUUCUAUUAAGUGCUCAGCUGGAACAUAGGAUCCCAAACCUGCAAAGACUGACGCAUGCGCUUCACUUUAAUCACCUAU